AUGGAAUCUGGGAGAAGGGGGUGGAAUCAGGGAGAAGGGGAUGAAAUCUGGGAGAAGGGGAUGGAAUCUGGGAGAAGGAGAUGGAAUCUGGGAGAAGGGGGUGGAAUCUGGGAGAAGGGGAUGAAAUCUGGGAGAAGGGGAUGGAAUCUGGGAGAAGGGGAUGGAAUCUGGGAGAAGGGGAUGGAAUCUGGGAGAAGGGGAUGGAAUCAGGGAGAAGGGGAUGGAAUCUGGGAGAAGGGGAUGGAAUCUGGGAGAAAGGGGUGGAAUCUCGGAGAAGGGGAUGGAAUUUGGGAGAAGGGGAUAGAAUAUGGGAGAAGGGGAUGGAAUCUGGGAGAAGGGGAUGGAAUCUGGGAGAAGGGGAUGGAAUCUGGGAGAAAGGGAUGGAAUAUGGGAGAAGGGGAUGGAAUAUGGGAGAAGGGGAUGGAAUCUGGGAGAAGGGGAUGGAAUCUGGGAGAAGGGGGUGGAAUCAGGGAGAAGGGAAUAAAAUCUGGGAGAAGGGGAUGGAAUCUGGGAGAAGGGGAUGGAAUAUGGCAGAAGGGGAUGGAAUCUAGGAGAAGGGGAUGGAAUCUGGGAGAAGGGGAUGGAAUUUGGGAGAAGGGGGUGGAAUCUGGGAGAAGGGGGUGGAAUGUGGGAGAAGGGGAUGGAAUCUGGGAGAAGGGGAUAGAAUCUGGGAGAAGGGGAUGGAAUUUGGGAGAAGGGGAUGGAAUCUGGGAGAAGGGGAUGGAAUCUGGGAGAAAGGGAUGGAAUAUGGGAGAAGGGGAUAGAAUUUGGGAGAAGGGGAUGGAAUCUGGGAGAAGGGGAUGGAAUCUGGGAGAAGGGGGUGGAAUCAGGGAGAAGGGGAUGAAAUCUGGGAGAAGGGGAUGGAAUCUGGGAGAAGGAGAUGGAAUCUGGGAGAAGGGGGGAGAAGGGGAUGGAAUCUGGGAGAAGGGGAUGGAAUCUGGGAGAAAGGGGUGGAAUCUCGGAGAAGGGGAUGGAAUUUGGGAGAAGGGGAUAGAAUAUGGGAGAAGGGGAUGGAAUCUAGGAGAAGGGGAUGGAAUCUGGGAGAAGGGGAUGGAAUCUGGGAGAAAGGGAUGGAAUAUGGGAGAAGGGGAUGGAAUAUGGGAGAAGGGGAUGGAAUCUGGGAGAAGGGGAUGGAAUCUGGGAGAAGGGGGUGGAAUCAGGGAGAAGGGAAUAAAAUCUGGGAGAAGGGGAUGGAAUCUGGGAGAAGGGGAUGGAAUAUGGCAGAAGGGGAUGGAAUCUAGGAGAAGGGGAUGGAAUCUGGGAGAAGGGGGUGGAAUCUGGGAGAAAGGGGGUGGAAUCUGGGAGAAGGGGGUGGAAUCUGGGAGAAGGGGGUGGAAUCUGGGAGAAGGGGGUGGAAUCUGGGAGAAGGGGAUGGAAUCUGGGAGAAGGGGGUGGAAUCUGGGAGAAGGGGAUGGAAUUUGGGAGAAGGGGAUAGAAUCUGGGAGAAGGGGAUGGAAUCUGGGAGAAGGGGAUGGAAUCUGGGAGAAGGGGAUGGAAUCUGGGAGAAAGGGAUGGAAUAUGGGAGAAGGGGAUGGAAUAUGGGAGAAGGGGAUGGAAUCUGGGAGAAGGGGAUGGAAUCUGGGAGAAGGGGGUGGAAUCAGGGAGAAGGGAAUAAAAUCUGGGAGAAGGGGAUGGAAUCUGGGAGAAGGGGAUGGAAUAUGGCAGAAGGGGAUGGAAUCUAGGAGAAGGGGAUGGAAUCUGGGAGAAGGGGAUGGAAUCAGGGAGAAGGGGAUGGAAUCUGGGAGAAGGGGGUGGAAUCUGGGAGAAGGGGGUGGGACCUGGGAGAAGGGGAUGGAAUCUGGGAGAAGGGGAUGGAAUCGAGGAGAAGGGGAUGGAAUCUGGGAGAAGGGGAUAGAAUCUGGGAGAAGGGGAUGGAAUCGGGGAGAAGGGGAUGGAAUCUGGGAGAAUGGGAUGGAAUCUGGAAGAAGGGGAUGGAAUAUGGGAGAAGGGGAUGGAUUCUGGGAGAAGGGGAUGGAAUCUGGGAGAAGGGUAUAG
Closterium sp. NIES-65 is the source of this 1995-nucleotide messenger RNA. The record is from the annotation of a GenBank genome assembly. Lineage: Eukaryota; Viridiplantae; Streptophyta; Zygnematophyceae; Desmidiales; Closteriaceae.